UUUCCCCUCCUCCAUAGUCCGCCUUGUUUCCCUCCAUCUCUGUCUCAGUGCUCGGUGUUUGCGUUAAGGUGCGGAUCCGAGUCCCGCUCUUGGGGAAAUUUGAGGAAAGUCAGUCGUCAUAUACACCUUCAAAGGACAGGUUAAAGCUAUUUUAACUGAGACAACAUCGCCUUUGUGCAGUUGCUUUGAAGCUAAAGUAAAAUGGAUCCAAUGACUCAGUCCGCCCAGAUAUCAUCGUCGCAAGGGUUUGCCGAUGGACACAAUUCUGCUGCCAAAGAAUCAAAGCUAUCCGAUUCCUUUCUUUCCUCUUCGCCUGUAUCUCUCAUUCAGUCUCCUCAAGUCAUGGACCUGAUCCACUGGCGAGACCCCAAGAAGUCGGGCUUGGUGUUCGGUCUGUCCAUGCUGCUGCUGCUGUCGCUGGCAGCCUUCAGCGUCAUCAGCGUGGCCUCCUACCUCCUGCUGGCUCUGCUCUGCGUCACCAUCACCUUCCGCAUCUACAAGUCUGUCGUCCAGGCCGUGCAGAAGUCCAGCGAUGGACACCCCUUCAAAGCACUGAUAGAUAAGGAUGUCAGCAUCCCCCCUGAGACUUUCCGCAAGCACGUGGACACCAGUCUGACCUACAUCAACCGAGCCCUGAAGCAGAUGAGCCGCCUCUUCCUGGUCGAGGACCUGGUGGACUCCCUAAAGCUGGCUGUGGCCAUGUGGCUGUUGACCUACGUAGGAGCUGUCUUCAAUGGAAUCACCAUCCUCAUCCUGGCUGACAUCCUCCUCUUCGCCGUGCCUCCGGUCUACGAGAAGAACAAGACCCAGAUUGAUCAGUACAUCGACAUGGCACGUACUCAAAUUAACACCACAAUGGCCAAGUUGCAAGAGAAACUUCCCGGAGCUGUGAAGCGCAGCAAAACUGAAUGAUCAGCUCCCCCAUUUGAAAACUAUACCUUCACCAUCAUCCUCAUCUUCAUUACCAUCCUAAACCCCCUUACCCCCCUCCCCCACCACCACCCUUCUCCAGUUAACCCCCGCCCCCAGUCUAACUUCUCCUCCCUACUCCAUCAACCAACCACCAUCCUACUACACUGAACCUUGCUUAGGUAGAAAAUCUCUGAGCUACUCGAUAUUCAAUGUAAAACUACUGCGCAGCUUAACUUGCAAGCAUUAGAAAAGAACUGUGCCUGUGCAGACAGGAAGCGCGUCGCUAGCGAGGAAGUGAUGUAACGCUGCGGCGGACCCCGCCUGUCUGUGGUUGUGCCACAGGGGAAUGGAGGCAGGGUCGAGUGAACUAGACUGAAUCUAUGACCUGGUUACUUCGUGUACAGCGAGCAGGGGGGGAUGAUGGCUGUUUGUGUCACAAAAAAAGCAAAUGUCUGUACUUAAAACCACACAGUUCCCUGAAGGUAAACGGAUAAUUUAAGCUGGAAACAUUCAAGAAAAAGAAAAAUGUUUAAAAAAAAAAAAAAAAAAAAAUGGAAUAAAACCAACCUUUUGGGUUACAUUGUGGCUAGUCUUUUCCUGCUCUUGCUCUACAGCUGUUGUAUGGCUAGAUAUGAGUUCAUUUUUAGAAGCUGGUAAUGGGUUUGCUGUUACUGAUUGGCCUGUUACUGAGUUUGUUUCCAUUAACUUUACAGGCACUUGUUUAUGUAAGUUUCUGCAAUGCACUGAACUUUUAUUUUUUAAGCCCAUGAGCAGGUUGAAAUAAAAGGAUUGGAACACUGA
Messenger RNA from Thunnus maccoyii (southern bluefin tuna), 1713 nucleotides. RefSeq names its product reticulon 3 (gene rtn3). Gene Ontology annotation, biological process: brain development; endoplasmic reticulum tubular network formation; neuron differentiation. The transcript is spliced from 8 exons. The coding region runs from base 202 to 912 and encodes 236 amino acids. Gene Ontology annotation, cellular component: postsynaptic density; neuron projection. Lineage: Eukaryota; Metazoa; Chordata; Actinopteri; Scombriformes; Scombridae. The record is from RefSeq and is a predicted model, not a curated record.